AUGAGAGGGAAGGAAAAAAUGAAGAGAGAUCUGGAAAAGGAAGAACGCAGGAAGAACCAUGAAGCCAGGAAGAUGCAUUACCUCCUCAGUACAGAGCAGGUGGCGGGUGUAUUUAACUCACCGUAUAGGCAGUAUCCUGACGAGAUGGAGUUUCGGCUACAGAGAGCCAGACCACUGAGCCAUCAAGACCUUCCAAAGAAGAGUAAUUACAAUGACAGCUUUGUUGAUUGGUUGGACUGUAGGCAUCUAUUUUCCUUUUCAACAACAUCACCCCUUCCUCCUAUAAACAAGAAGCCACAGGGGCCAUUCCGUGAUGUUGGUCAAGUACUACAGCAGCGUUACAGGCCACUGGAGCCUACCCUGAGAGUGGCCACAUUAUUCACUUCCGUGAAAAGAGCAAGAGAGGAAAUUAAACGGCAGGAGUGGGCAAAGGGCUUUCAGCAUGACAUAUUUGCUCCAUUGGCCAGUUUUCAAAAAUAUAUACCCUAUGAACCAUUAAUUCACACAUCCACUGAAUACAAGCGGAUCCCAUAUGGCAGUCAACGUUUUCGUGAUGAGGAUCCAAACACAUGGGUAACAAAAAAGGACUUCCAAGCCACUUUCACGUCUGUCCUACUUUUUGAUAAAUAUGGACGCAUGUAUUCCAAGGCAGGGCAAGCGGUCUAACUUCUCUUCUAC
This is a messenger RNA of Rana temporaria (common frog), 678 nucleotides long. RefSeq names its product spermatogenesis-associated protein 17-like. The record is from RefSeq and is a predicted model, not a curated record. Lineage: Eukaryota; Metazoa; Chordata; Amphibia; Anura; Ranidae. The transcript has a single exon. Gene Ontology annotation, biological process: mitotic cell cycle; establishment of meiotic spindle localization; spindle organization. Gene Ontology annotation, cellular component: spindle pole. The coding region runs from base 1 to 666 and encodes 221 amino acids.